AAAAAAACAAUAAUUUUCUUGAUUAGCACUGACAUGAAAAGCCAUUAUUUGUUUACUUUAGGAAAUUACCAAAAUGAAAUCUCUUUAAAUUUUGCAAGUCAUUAUUCAUUUCUUUUCACAACUAAAUACCUAACCGUCAACACUAGCUUCUUAUUUAAAUCAUCGAUAUCUUAUUAUCUCGGCGCUUUUUUCUGCAGUUUUUUAAAUUUUUUGCGGAACUGGUAGGAAACAACCAACAACCAGGUGAUGGCAGCGGUAGAAGUGGAGAUAGGAAAGUAAAAAAGAAAGAAAAAAUGCGAAUGUUAAAUGGAAAAAAAGAAAUUGUUUCAUAAAAUGAUGAUUCUAUGCAAUGAAACGGCUUAGUUUAAGCAUAACUCUCAACCUGUGCAGACUGAUGAGUAGGAAUAGUAAAGACUUGUGAAAAGAAAAACUUAAGAGUCGUAAAAUUACAAGCAUAUAUGAAAAUCGUCAAGUAAAAGUGAAUUUAAUUAGAAAGUGAAGAUUCAAUAAAAAAAAAAUUAUACAGGAGACAAAAUAUGCAUCACAGGAAGUUGUUUUUGGUGAUAUUUAUAUCACUUAUCCAUAGCUUUUAUGCAGUACGUGUGGACACAAAUGUCGUAUCAUCUACAGAAAAGAGUGAAAGUGUUGAUGAUCAGCUACCUAAAGCGGAAGCCCUAACAUUAGUAAUUCACAAGCAUGUGCCUUUAAGACCAUUUAAAGUAAUUGAGCGGAAAGAUGAUGUUGUGGUGAUUCAUACGAACGGUAACAGAAAUAAGAGAAAACCAAGCACACGGCGUCGUCGACCAUCGAACCAAUACCGAUCUAAAAUCAGAUCAUCAUCAAAUCCAAGCCACUUUGGUGGUUUUAAAGAUUUCUCUUCAAACGAUUCAAGAUUCCCACCAUUUCCUUCAAAAAAUUUUAGAGCAAGCUCACCUAAAGUUAAAAAUGGACCACCACCAAAAAGUAAUCCUUCAUAUGAUUAUAAUCCAAAAUCAAGACGACCACCAAAGAGACCUCCAACUAAGCAACUUGAAUCAGUUUCACCUUCUUAUGGUCCACCCACAAUUAAUCAUAUUGAUUCUCAUUUUGUUCAGCCAGUGACUUUACAGCAACAACAGCACAAUUUUCCGACAUUUACAAUUAAUGCUCUUGAGCCAGCAUCAUCAAACUUUUACAGCACAAAUGAUGUAACAAAAUAUUCACCUGCAAUUGGAAAUUUUCCCUUAAGUGAUGGAUCUAGUUUUGAUGUUCAAAAAACAUCCUAUGGAGAGCCAAUUAAGAGUGCAAGUACACCUGAUACAAGCAGCUAUCAAUUUAAUUCAAAUGUAGCAAGCAUAUUGAAUCAAAUCAAUAAGAAUAAUCAAGUAGCACACAACUUCCCAAAAUUACCAUCCAAAUAUGAAGAAAGUGAAUUUUCGACGCCUAUACGUCAUAAUCCACUCAACAGUAAUAGCUUCACGAGUGAUUUUAGUAAUAUUGAUUUAGGUGAUUCCAAAAAUGUCUUAUCGACGUCUAACACACAAAAGAAUCGAUUUAAUAAAUUCAAUAAUUAUGAUUAUGACUUUAGAAAUCAUAAAAAUCCAUUAAUAGGAUUAGAGGAUGACGGAGACGAUGAAUAUGAUAAUUUGGAAUAUACAUACAGCACAACUACUAGACGUCCAAGAACCACAAAAUCGACAACGACAACUACGGAAUUUUCCACAACAAGAAGAUAUAAUAAGAAGGGAGCAUUCGGAAAAAGAAACCGAGGAAAACUUUCACAAGAGCAUAAUUUAGACACUGAUGACUUACGUGAUGCAUUUACAGAAUCAACAAAUAACGAUUUUCAUGAAAUUGCUCUCAAUUCCGAUGACUUUUUGAACUUUGACUCACAAAGAAAUCACAGAAAAUCUUCAUCUCCAUCACAAUUACAUGAAAUACAUUCAACAUUAAAAGCUGCACGAAGGAAUCCGGCUUUAAGACAAGCAUUGGGCGAUGACUUCCAAAUAGUUUCAAUUCAAAAGUCUCUCGAAAAAGAUCCAAGAACUGAAGAUUUAUUUCAAAGACGGCAUGAUACUCAAAGGUAUAGAGAGUUUCAUGUUGGUGGAGAGAUAAAUUUUAGUCAGUCAUCUCCUGUCAUGUGGAACGGUGAGAUGAACAACUUUCCAAGAAAUCACAAAUUUUCUUCAUAAGCAUUUUAAGUUAAAAAGGUUAUUUUAAUAAAAUUUAAGUAUUGUUCCUGUACAUAAAAUAAAUUUACGAAGCCGCAUGUGAUUUCGUUCUACGCAUUGGAAGUAAAACAUGUGCAUCCGUAGUAGCGCGCCAUGAUUUAAGUGGUCGUAACAAUUAGGGGCCGUUUACUUAUUACAUUUAGUGGGGAGGGGGGA
This is a messenger RNA of Chironomus riparius, 2366 nucleotides long. The record is from the annotation of a GenBank genome assembly. Lineage: Eukaryota; Metazoa; Arthropoda; Insecta; Diptera; Chironomidae.